Messenger RNA from Paramecium pentaurelia, 1438 nucleotides. Lineage: Eukaryota; Ciliophora; Oligohymenophorea; Peniculida; Parameciidae. The record is from the annotation of a GenBank genome assembly.
UGUAUGUAGAAAAUCAUAUUGUUAGCUUUCAUUAGUUUGGGUUUUUCAAGGUUGAGUUUUAAAGAAGGCCCUUAUGAUUAUAGCCAUAUAUUUAAAAGCGAAGGAACAUUUCCUUAAGGAACAAAAUGCAAAAAGGUUAAUGCAUAAUAAUUAGAUCCUUUAUUUGAUGAUACACAAAUUAUUUAUUCAGGAUAUUUGAGUGUAUAUGAGAACAGCAAUUCAGCAUUGGGAUUCAUAUUCUAUGGAAGUUAGAAAGCUAAAUAAGAAAGUGAACUCUAGAAUUAUCCAACAUUGAUAUGGUUAAAUGGUGGUCCUGGAUCAUCUUCAUAAUUAGGUAAUUUUAUGGAAUUGGGACCAUUGUUAAUGUAGAGUAAUGGUAAAUUGAAAAAGAAUUUAUAUGCUUGGAAUACAGAAUAUAAUGUGAUUUUUGUUGAUCAACCAAUUGGUACAGGUUUGGCUUAUGUUGAGAAGCAAUCUGAAGUACCUACAAAUUAAAAAUAAAUUGGAUAAUAAUUUUUAUAUGCUUUAAAUUAAUUCUUAUUUGGAGCAAAGGGUUGUGUAGAAUAAUAACAAGUGAGAGGAUUGGCUUAAUCACCUUGGUUUGUAUUUGGUGAGAGUUAUGCUGGAAAGUAUAUAUAUUUAGUUUGAUUUAGGUAUGUUCCAACAAUAGCAAAAGCAAUUUUGGAUUAUAAUCUUAAUACUUAGAAGAAGAUUCCAUUAAAGGGAGUAGGAAUAGGAGAUCCUUUUACAGAUCCAUAUGCUGUAAUUGCAGAAUAUGCAGCUUAUUCUUUUAAUUUGGGUUUAAUUGAUAUUCAAGAGAGAAUGCAAGUAGAUUCUAUUUUAGCAUAUGGAUUGACAGAAUUGAAUAAAGGUAAUACUUUAGCAGCAAGGGAUGCUUUUGAGGAAUCUUUAGAUAUUAUCAUAACUUAAAGUGGUGAUAUGAAUGUGUACAAUGUUCUUUAAUAUGGUAAUUAUGGAGUAACUGAGGAGAAGGUAGAGAAGUAUUUGAAUGAUUUACAAAUAGUAAAUAAAUUUGGAUUUAGUGAAGAUUGGAAAUAUAAAAUUAGUAAUGCUGAUGAUGGUCCAGUAUAAAAGGCUUUGAAAUAUGAUUUCAUGUUGAGAGAUGUUGUAGCUACAGUAGAAGAAGUAGUUAAGCAAAUUCCAUUUUUAAUAUAUAAUGGAUAGAAUGAUCUCAUUUGUUCAACACCAGGAACUUUGAGAUGGGUUUAUGAUUUAAAAUACGAAAAGAUUGAGGAAUAUCGUUAGAAAGACUUUGAUAUAUUGAAGAUUACAGGGACAGAAAGAAUUGUAGGAUAUUAAAAAUCGGCUGGAAAUUUAGAAUUAGUAUUAAUUAAUAAUGCUGGACAUCUUGUGCCUACUGAUUAGCCAGAAGCAUCAUUGUAAAUGGUUACAACAUUUGUUAAUAAACAUAAAUGAA